GAGCGUCUAUGAUUAGGGCUGCGGUGAGGGAAGGAGGCUGCCACUGCGGAAGGUCAAGGGGCUUUUACGCACAGUUCUCUUUGACCGCACACCACGGGCCGCUUUUGAUUGCACUGUAACAUUGUGGUGAAUCAGUGGCUUUGGCUUGAAUACUGAAGGAAGAAUUGAAUAUGUGCAGUUGAUCUCCAGGGAGUGAGCACAGUGUGUAAAACGUCUUGGAGUUGGUAUUCAGCAUGGCUCCGGAGAGCGCGUCACUCCUGAAAGCAGGGCUUAUGCUGCUGAUGGCAGCUCAAGUCCUUCCAUCAGCGUACGGCUGCGACAGGGCUUUCUACGAGAGGGUGAUCAAUGAUUUCUGCAUAGCUAAGUUCAAAUUCGACAUGGAAGGACUGGACCGAGGCCUGUGGUGCAGCUGGCCAGACACCACGGAGAUCUAUGAGGGACUAACAAACUGCACCUACCAGGUGGCACUGAGGGUCGACUGCUUCUGGCCAAAUCAGAUAGUCGACCGCUUCUUCAUGCAGAUUCAUCGCAUCUACUUCCACGACUGCGCUCUGACUGGCCGCCUCAUCCACGACCCACCCACCAGCAUCCUCGCCCCGUUCAUCGCAGUGCCGGUACUGGUCACCCUGCUCAUGACUGCCCUGGUGGUGUGGAGAAGUAAACGCACAGAGGGGGUUUUAUAGAGACUGGAUUUGGGCUUUUGUAAAUAUAUACGGACUCCUGACAGGCAGAGACUGGGCAUGUGAUAAAGGAUAUUUUUGGGUGAUUUUGCAUAAUUGAUGUACUUAUUGUCCUGAAAUUGUGUUAUUCCCAUAUUAAUAUGUUUAUGGACGGUGCAGUAAAACAAGAACGUCUGCUUAAAAACUGCUAGACUGCAGCAGACGCUGACCUUAAUACACUAAUAUGUAAUAAAUGUUCUAUUUGGUAUAAAAAUAGAA
Dicentrarchus labrax (European seabass) is the source of this 938-nucleotide messenger RNA. RefSeq names its product receptor activity-modifying protein 1-like. Gene Ontology annotation, cellular component: cell surface; membrane; signaling receptor complex. The coding region runs from base 234 to 683 and encodes 149 amino acids. Gene Ontology annotation, biological process: receptor internalization; cellular response to hormone stimulus; protein localization to plasma membrane. NCBI's taxonomy places the organism in Eukaryota, Metazoa, Chordata, Actinopteri, Moronidae. The record is from RefSeq and is a predicted model, not a curated record. The transcript has 3 exons. Gene Ontology annotation, molecular function: coreceptor activity.